CAGGGACGCUCGAUGUGACGUAACCAGAUCGCUCCCCCAGGGAGGAGGAAAUUCCGGGGCAAGGGGCGGGGCUUAGAGUGCAGAGAUGGCGGACGUGCUGCUACAGCCACAUUAGUGGGCCUGCGAAAUAAGGCAUUUCUCUGUAGCUGCUCGCUCGUCGCAUGUCACCUGGUUCUCUGUGUUGUACAUAUAGGCGGGUUGUCAAACUUCUUUAUUGUGUCGCUCUUGUAACGUGCUUCGUCUGUUUAUAGCCUGGGAAAGUCAAAGUAGGGGAGGCCGAAUUGGUUCCGCGCUGAGUUCGCUUGGAGAUGUACUGCUCCAUUUAGCAAGAAGAACUUUAGUCGGGAGGUAUUAGGCUGAACCGGCACCAUACAGAAAAUGCAAAACCUUGAAGCUCAAGUCACUGGAGGCUUGGUAGCGUUUCCUGAUGUUACACUGAAAGCUCUUAAAGAAGAUGAAAUAAAUCUGGACUCAGUGCUUCGUGGAAGGUUUUCAUCUGGAAGAACAGGCCUAGCAUGGUUGGCUUGCGGACCACAGUUGGAAGUUACAAACUCUGUCACUGGAGAAAGGUUAUCUGCUUAUCAUUUUAGUGGGUUGACCGAACGCCCUCCUGUUAUUGUUGCUGUGAAAGAGUUUACUUGGCAAAAGAAGACAGGACUCCUAGUAGGACUGGUGGAAGCAGAAGGCAGUGUCCUGUGCCUGUAUGAUAUAGGAAUAUCGAGAGUUGUCAAAGCUGUUGUCCUUCCAGGAUCAGUUACAGCUGUAGAACCUAUAAUUAAUCAUGGAGGUGCCAGUGCCAGCACUCAACACUUGCACCAAAGUUUGAGAUGGUUCUUUGGCGUGACGGCAGUGGUGACAGAUGUUGGACAUGUACUUCUUAUAGACCUUUGUUUGGAUGAGGUUUCCAGCAAUCAGGAUGAACUUGAUGCUUCAGACCUUGAGGUCAUGAGUGGAAUCCCAGUUAAAAUUCCCAAGCUAAGAGAAGCUGCUGCAAGAGAACGACGACAUUUGUGUCUUCAGUUAGCUGCUCCAACUGGAACCACCGUUUCUUGCCUUAGUUACAUAAGCAGAACCAAUCAGUUGGCAGUUGGAUAUUCUGAUGGGUACUUUAGUUUGUGGAACAUGAAAACUCUGAGAAGAGAUUACCAUGUGCAGAUUGAAGGUGGCAAAGUUCCAGUCUGUGCUGUUAUUUUCCAAGAGCCUGAGAAUGAUCCUCGAAAUUGUUGCUAUCUUUGGGCUGUUCAGUCCAGUGACAGUGGGGGCGAUGUAAGCUUACACUUACUGCAGCUGGCAUUUAGUGACAGAAAAUGUUUAGCAUCAGGACAGAUCAUGUAUGAGCUUUUGGAAUAUUGUGAGGAGAGAUACAGCUUGGACCUUUCAGGCAGUACCGUGUCAUUGAGGGGACAGAAUAGCAAUACAAAGUUGCUUGGAAGUCAAACUAUAGAAAAGUUUCGUGUACAUGGAGAAAGAGAAGAUGGAGUUCAUGAAGUCACAUCGCCUGAUACCAGUGUGUCGGUUUUCAGCUGGCAGAUGAAUACUUAUGGACAAGGAAAACCUUCAGUUUAUUUGGGGGUUUUUGAUAUCAAUCGUUGGUAUCAAGCACAAAUGCCAGAUUCUUUAAGGCCUGGUCAGUUUCUUCGCAACUGCUCUUACUUUGCAUUUUGGUCUCUGGAAGCUGUUGUUAAUAUGACACAAGACAGCAUUUUUGAUAUUCUUGUGCAUGAACGCAGUUUAAGCAGAGGAAUUCCUCCUUCUUAUCCUCCUCCUGAGCAGUUCUACUAUCCAAGCACGUACAAUUUUGAUGCCACGUGCUUGCUGAACUCUGGGCUCAUUCACUUUGCAUGCACUGGAUUUCAGAAAGAGACAUUGCACUUUUUAAAGAAGUCUGGCUCUUCCUUAAAUGAAGCAAUCCCUGAUGGCUAUAACAGGUGUCUUGUGGCUGGCCUACUGUCACCAAAGUUUACUGAUAUUCAGCCUUCUAGUUUAAGUCAGGAAGAACAGUUGCAAGCUAUACUAUCAGCUGCAGUUGAAACAAGCUCCCUGGGCCUUUUGACCAGUUGUAUCAAACGCUGGACUGCUGAAGAACAACCAAGAUCUGCAGCAAACCUAAGUUUUGUACUAGAGUGGACAUGGAAAAAAGUUACUCUUACAAAACAAGAUUUUGACAGGCUUUGUUUUCGCCUUUUUGACGGAUCAUGUAACUUCAUUGACCCACAUACUCUUCAGUCCCUUCAGCAGUGUCAUUUGUAUUUUAGCAAUUUAACAGCAGUUUUAAACUGUUUUAUUGUGCAAGCAAAAGAAGUAACUCUGCAAGGAGCAGUAGACCUUAAAAACAAACAAUCCGUAACCAGACUGUUGACUCUGUAUGCAUCAGUUGUACUCUGGUUUUGUCGAUCCGGAUUGUUGCCAGACUCCUCAGAUGAAACCGUGCAGUUAACUAGACCAUUCUACAAUUACCAAGUAAUGCAGCAGUACUACUCAGAUCAACGAAAAAAGCUGGAACGCUUGUCAAGAGGAAAAUGGGACACUAGUUCCUUGAUGAUUGAUGGUCUGAUAAAUCAGUUUGGAGAUCGAAUUGAGCAGCUCUGGAGCAGAGAUGAUAAUGGCACUGGAAAGUACCCACCAGCAAAUUUGCAUGCACUUCUUGAUGUUUACCUUCUUGAAAAUGCAGAUGAAAUGAGCAAGCAUGCUAUAACCAUAUAUUUUCUUUUGGAUAUUAUGUAUUCAUUCCCAGAUAAACCGGAUUCUUCAAUUGAAUCCUUUCCAACAGCUUUUUCUGUUCCCAGCAGUCUUAUAAAACUAAUUCAAGGUUUUUGGCUUCUGGAUCACAAUGAUUACCAGAACUCAAUAGACUGUAUACUUAAUCCUGCAGCAAGUCGUGUUAUGUCAUGGCAGCACUCACAAAUCAUUGAAACUUUGAUGUGCCAAGGAGAUCAGAGACAGGCUCUUAGGUAUAUACAAGUGAUGAAACCUGUAGCAGCCACCAGCAGAGAGGUUAAACUACAUAUGACUGUGCUGCUUGCAAACAGGUCUAUUUUGGAAGCCUGGAACUUGCAGAGACUGCAUUCUAGUCGUCUGAAUGUAGAAGAAUUGCUCAAACACAUGUAUGAAACAUGUCAAGAAAUGGGGCUAAUUGAAGAAUUACUAAAGCUAACAUUUACAGAUUUUGAGCAAGACUAUUUGCACAAGUUCUUGCAGACUACCGGUGUACAAAAUCAGGAGCUGCUAUUGGUGCACCAUCUACAACGAGCAAAUUAUAUACCAGCCUUGCAGCUAAACCAGUCAUUGAAAACAAACCACUUGAAUGAUUGUGACCGGCGAUUGCGUGAGAGAUCUGUGGCAAGAAAUGCUAUUCUGGAUCAGUAUGGAAAAAUACUGCCAAGAGUCCAGCGAACUCUUGCAAGCGAAAGAGCCAAACCCUACUCAUUACCAUCGCUAGUGUGGAGAGAAGUUGCUAGACCAAAGCCUUUAUCAACUACUGCAAAGCAGGCUGCUCCUGGAAGUAUAAUAACCAAAGCAAACUUUAUUUGCAAUGUUCUGUCAAAAAUUAAAGAAGUUUCUACUGCAAAUGAAAAAAGGGAAGAAUUUUCACCUUACAAAAGCAUGGUUAGGGAAGAACCAGCAGCCACCCCUCUUCAAGACAUAGAUGUGCCUGAUGCUUUCUUUGGAACGCCUAUAAACAAAUCCCGAAGGGUGUCCAGGCUGUUGGACUCUGUUGUUCAUCCUGUCCUGCUGGAGCCAACUACACUGGCAUCCAACGACACUGAUAACAAUCAUCACACCCCCCAUAAUUCUCCUAUGUUGAAGACAUCAAGUCCUUUACAGACAAGUUUGAGGAGAAUGGCUCACUUAAGAAGCUUUGCGAAAGCAUCUGAAUUCAGUUUGCUGGAAACACCUCUAGUGGUCAGGAAGGCGAAGGCCCUUGCUACCAGCACUGUAUCAUCUGGAUUUACUGGUAUCACUCCUCAGUCAAUUUUAAGAUCUAGCGUUCGCACUACACCGAUGGUCUCGCCUUCUGUAUCACCAGGCAGAUCUCUAACUCCUCCCUUGCGCCCCAAAGAAACAAAAAUCUCUUUCAUGGAAUUAUCUGUUACCAGACAUGCAAAAACAGCCCAUACCUCAGAGGGGGAUCUUUUGGCAAUGUCUCCUGUAUUGAGAUCUUCCCCAGAUGCAGUGUGGUCAGGAAAAGGGAAGGUUGCCUCAUUCGCACAAAACACUCCUGUUAAAAAAAUUGAAGAAAUUGACGCAUCAUCUUCUGGAAUACAGGAAGAAAGCCCUGAUGAAAUGGAGGUCAGCAAAGAGACUAGCAACAUAUCUGUAAGGUCAGACCAGACUUCCCUAGAGUAUCAUGAUGCUCCAACACCAGAGGACUUGGAAGAUGAUGAAAUCCCUGUAACAGACAAUGUACAACCUCAAAGUAUUGAGUUAGAUUAUCAAAUGGAAGAUGGUCAGUUAUCCGACAAAACUGCAGAACUACCACUCACUGAAGUGCAGGAGGAGCUAAAAGAUUCUGAAGAAAGAGAAGUUGAGUCUAUCUCUGUCCCUUUGAAUGGUCCAAAUGCACAGGAAUACUUGACUGCUGUAACAGAUAUUGACUUGGAAGCAGCUUCCCCUUGUAUUUCAGAAACUCCUGAAGGCAGCUCUGUAUAUGGUGAACAAGAGAUUGCCUCUUCAGCUAAGGAUUCUGAAUCUGUUAUCAGUAUUCAUGAUAGUGUUGAUGUCCAUUGUAACCUUUCUGAAAGUGAUCAAGAUGGUGAGGAAGUUGAGGAAAAUAUUUUGCUUGAUGACCAACCUGUUCCGACUUCAGUGUCUCACUGUGUGGAGCUUCAACUUGUAGAAACAAAGGAUCUAGAGGUCGAACUGGAAGAGGUAGAAUCUGAGACUAAUCCCAAAGAAUUCUAUCCAGAUGAAACAGUUCAACUUGGCUUUACUAUUGGAAGUAUUGAACAGCAUUAUACUUGUGAGUUAGCUGCUGACAGAGAGACACUAAAUGAAACCGAUGAAAUUGAAGGAGAACAUUUUGGAGCUGAGAACAAUUUUAGCUUAGUACUUGAGGGUGAUGCUGCUGAAGAGGAGAUAUUAGAGCCUCUGUCUAGCAAAACAGAUCUAGAACUGACAAGACCUCCCAUAGGACAUCAGAAGUUGUGUUCAGAGAUUAGAGAAAAUAUUGAAAAGUGCGAAAAAAUUCCUGAAAUACCUGUAACAAUAUCCCCUUAUGUGGACAGUGAUCAUGAAAAUAAGACCCCGGAGACAUUACCAUCUGUGGCUGAACAAGCUGAGGUCACUAUUGCACAAAAUGUCUUUAAAGACACUGAAGACAAAGAUGUUCCCUCUGAGGAUUCUAGUGAAGUUCUUUCAGGAAAAAAACCUGAUAGGAAUUCUGUAAUGCCUUUAGACUCCUCGGAGUCCCCAGAGGAUAAAAUAAGGCAAUCUGAUAACAUCAUUACAGUGGAAAAACUGGAAAUGACACACAAAAUAUAUGAGGAAAAAACGGAGAAGGUAAACGAGAUUUCACCAAAUCGUGUUCAGACUACAGCAGUAAAACCCGUAACCCCCCGCAGAAGUGUACGGAAGGCAUCAAAGACUGCUGACAGUUCAGCUGCUAAUUUUGGGGAAAUUACACUUCCCACAACUCCUAAAAGAGGCCCAAAAAAAGCCAAAGAAAACGUAGACACAAUUACAAAUUCAAUUUCUGUUCUUCCAGAGGAAGAACUAACAGUUAGUACUAAAAGGAUUACUAGGAAAGCAACCCUUACUGCUUUAGAAAAUCCUGAACCCUCACAAAUCAAAGAGCCACCUUUUGGGGAACCUUUGCAAGUACAGCCUUCUACUCCAACUAGGGGUCGCAGAGGCAGAGUAAUAACCUCAGAUGGCAAAGAUUAUGAAUGUAUGGAAGAAAAAAAUGUCUUACCUCUAACUCCUACCAGAAUUACAAGAUCUAAAAAUAUUUUAGAGCAUGAAAAAGGAAUCAGCCAAAUAGAGGACACAGGUGAAACUGAGCAGGAGGUUGUAACCCCUAAAAGAGGCAGACGCAGUAAACGUGUUGUCAAUGAGUUGGUUAAGCAUUUUGAACGUAAUUCUUCUCAACCUGACAUUAAAGCAGACACAAGUCCUCCUGUAUCUCCUCAAAAGGUCUCUCUUAGAUGGACAAGGGCCAGAUCAGAAAAUCUAAAGAUUAAUGCAACUGAAGAACAGGUGCCAAAAAUACAAGAAGACAUCUCAGACACUCCUAAGAAAAAGUACAGAAAGUCAAAUAAUAAAAUGGGCUUUGAGGAAACGGAUGCUGUUUCUGAAGGUACCAUUGUAGACGAUGUACAAGAGUCUUUAAUUAUCAGUCGCUCAGGAAAAAAUCCAAACGCAUCCAUUGUCAGAUCUGCUAGGAAAACUACACUACCUCCAGUAGCUGAAGAAAAUUUGGAACAACCAUUGCUGCUUCCAGAAAGCCACAGUGAAGUUAUUGCUGAUGAAGAAAAUAAAACCAUGAGCACAAGAACUAGGUCUAGUAAUAAAUCUUCUGAAGUUUCUGCCAUCACUUUUGAGUUUUCGACACCAAAAGCAAGAACUAAAAAGACUGGAAAAGGUUCUACAGUUCCAACAGAAUUGAUACCUCCCACCCAGUAUGUCUUCUCUCCUCCAUCAACAAGAACAAGAAGGGCAACUAGAGCAAAUGUCAGUGAAUCUAUAAUAGAAACGGAAUCCCAAGUUCAAGAAACACAUGAAAUAGCAGAGAAAGAGGUUUCUGAAGUUCCGGUCUCAAAACCAAGAGGCAGACCUCCAAAACACAAAGCCAAGACUGUUACCAGGGAUCUAAAAAAGGCAUCCUGGUCCACCCCGCCUGUGGAAAUAAAGUUGAUUUCUCCUCCAGAAAGUCCUGCAGUCAGUGAAACGGAUACAAAAACUGACUCUGCAGAAGCAAAAGGAGCAGAGAAAAACUCAGUUAGACGGACUAGAAGGCGAAUAAUGUCAAAACCAGUCACGCGGCGAAAGAUGAGAUGAUUGAUUUGAGGGACGGGGUAGGGGUGGUACUUUUAAAAGUUUGUAAAGUUAAAAAUUACUGUCUAAUAUUGAAAAAAAAAAACUGAUCUGGGAGAGAAUAAUUUAUAUUAUAAAUUAUUGUAAAUUUUCUUAAACUAUCAGAAAUUGAAAUAACUGCCAAGAGCAAAUUUCUUCCCGGACAGUUUCUGUUUUGUAUUAAUACUUCAUACGUUUAUAAAAAUGUAACUAAAGUUUUCAGGAAUGAUAAAUAAAAAUACAUUUCAGUAUUUUACUUUUUAUUAAAAAAAAAUAAAAUCUAA
This is a messenger RNA of Xenopus tropicalis (tropical clawed frog), 7295 nucleotides long. It is a transcript of the gene ahctf1, whose product is annotated as AT-hook containing transcription factor 1. NCBI's taxonomy places the organism in Eukaryota, Metazoa, Chordata, Amphibia, Anura, Pipidae. Bases 379 to 6996 code for a protein of 2205 amino acids. Gene Ontology annotation, cellular component: nucleus. The record is from RefSeq and is a predicted model, not a curated record. The transcript is spliced from 36 exons.